This is a messenger RNA of Nicotiana tabacum (common tobacco), 1443 nucleotides long. Its product is annotated as F-box protein At3g12350-like. Gene Ontology annotation, cellular component: cytoplasm; SCF ubiquitin ligase complex. Gene Ontology annotation, molecular function: protein binding. Lineage: Eukaryota; Viridiplantae; Streptophyta; Magnoliopsida; Solanales; Solanaceae. Gene Ontology annotation, biological process: SCF-dependent proteasomal ubiquitin-dependent protein catabolic process; gibberellic acid mediated signaling pathway. The record is from RefSeq and is a predicted model, not a curated record.
AUCCAAAGAUAGUCAUCGGCCAUUGAAUGACAGAUCAGAAGGGAAUAAUUCCAUUUCACACAUAGCAUCAUUCCCUCGUCAAAAUCUUCUCCUACUUUUAUCUUCUGUUCAAUAAAACCUGUUUACUUCAACAAAUCCAAUCUUCUUUCUCAAACCCUAAAUCAAACCCUCAAUCCAUAGCAAAAAGCAAGAAUCUCGACAAUUUCGAAGAAAAUGGCAAAAACAGAUGAAAUUCACACCAUUUCCUUAUCAUUCACUGAUUUCCCAGAAGAUGUGCAGCUCUGUAUCCUCUCUUUUCUCACUCCUUUAGAUAUCUCUAAUUUCGCCUGCACUUCAAAGCGCUUCGUCUCUCUUUGCCGUGAUGACCCAAGACUCUGGUUUCCCAUGUGUCACCGCAAAUGGGGAUCCAAAACCCAUAUUAACAAAUGGGUUAAUAACGGUAAAUUCUCAUAUAAGCUUCUUUACAAUACCCUUUUAGAGUACGAGAAUCUCAUUGGCUUCUGGCGCCUCAGUGGUGCUGAUUCUGAUACUGAUUCCCCUUUAAUCUUUUUUGAGUGGGGUCCAUUUUAUAUAGCUGGUUCAAGGGUCAAACCCGCAAGAAAUUGUACUUAUGGAGUGAUAAAGUCGCCAUUUUUAUGGAUGGGUUUUAACUCUAAGGGUGAAGUUGUCAAUUAUCUUGAUCCUGAAGGGAGGGUUGAAUUAUCAGAAAAUGUGAUGAAUUUAGAUGAUUUGGGUUUUGGGGAUAGUGAAUUGAUUCAGGUGAAUGUGAAUUUCAUGGGAAAAACUCAUGUUGUUCUGGAAGAAAAUUGUGGCAGUGCAUUUGGGUAUUCUUGUAAUUCUCCACAGAAUAGAGGAGGAUUCAGGAAAGUUUCAAGCUCAGGGAACAUGAGGGAAGAGGAGUACGGGGAUUUAUGCGGGUCCCCCGGGAGCUUGCCGGACAGGUUAAUGUCCGAGAUUUAUCAGUAUUUUGCGAACAAGACAAGUCCUGGUGGGAAUGGGUCGUCGAGGAGGCAGAGAAGGAGGGAGAGGGAAAGGCAAGGGAGAAAGAAGUGGGAGCCUGAACAUUAUGUGAAAAUAGUGAAUUGUUCGCCUACUCCAGCCAGGCCUUUGCAGGGCUUGUGGAAGGGAUUCUGUGAUGACAUGACUUUGGAUUUCUUCCUUGUCUCAUAUGAUGAUGUUGGUGGUAUCACUUGCAGAAGGGUUGUGGAAUUAUGUAAACCUUUCUCUGCCUAUGCCCCAGUAUUUUGGACUUCAAAUACCACAUUCAUUGAGUCGCCUUUAUCUUCAGAAGAAGAAAACAUAUAUGAGAGUCGCAUACAUAUUCAGCCCCUUGCUGAAGCUGGUGACCCAUGUGAGAUUCUGCCUAGUUCUGAUAAGGGAGUUGUUUUGCGCAUGCUUUGCAUGAACUCAAGCUACGACUUGGUUAUUCCUGAUUUGGCAGGA